Molecule: messenger RNA, 2381 nt
Organism: Labrus bergylta (ballan wrasse)
Lineage: Eukaryota; Metazoa; Chordata; Actinopteri; Labriformes; Labridae
Gene: kifc1
Product: kinesin family member C1
Biological process (GO): microtubule-based movement
Molecular function (GO): microtubule motor activity; ATP binding; microtubule binding
Source: RefSeq, a predicted model, not a curated record
AUUCAAACGGCCGGAGAGACGGUGGACUUAGCGGCGGAGAGAUCGUUUCUGUCGACGGAAUCAAAGUUAAGAAAAUGUCUCGCUUGCCAAUCAGCAAGAGGGCCUUACCAAGCAGCAGCAGCGGCAGCAGCAGCUCAGAGAAUGGCCAAGAUCAGGGGCCUGCUCAGAAACGGGUCCGUAAGGAUCCAGAAACGGUCAGACCGCAGGCAGCAGCUACGGUCAUCGGCGGACGACGGGCUCCUGUUGCAGCAACCAGGGCCCCCAUUUCUAAGCCAGUCAGAAGUGCGGGAGCUGCCACUGUGGCCGUUGCUCCUUCCAGAGGUGUCCUGAAACAAUCCAUCGCUUCAACAGCAAGGGGAGUCAACGUGAGACAAACUGCCGCACCACCAGCCACAAAAGCAGGUGGCGGCGUAGUCGUCAAGCGGAAUAAAUGGGACCUGAAGGCCAAGGUCAGCGACAUGGAGGACAAGCUCCGAAACUACCAGACCAAGGUUAAAUCUGCCAACCAGGAGAACGAGGUUCUAAAAGGCACCAUGGUCCAGAGCCAAUCCAAAGUGACGGAAAUGCAGAGAGAGCUUCUGGCGCAGAGGAAACAGAUCAGCGAGUACGAGGAGAAGCUGCAGGCUAUGUCAGGAGUCCAGGCUGAGCUGGAGCAAGUCUGUAGUGAGAAGAGCACGCUUGAAAAGGAGCUCUCCAACCUAGAGGUGAAAUAUAAAGUCAUGGAGACUCUCCAAAACAGCCAAGAGACCGAGCUGCAAACUCUGAAGAUGAAGCUCUCAGUGCAGGAGUCGACUCUGGCCCGCGUGCAGACAACCCUCAGAGACACAGAGGAAGAGGUCCGCACCCUCAAAGAGACUGUGGCCGAACAGAAGGAUGAGCUCCACGCCGGGGAGAUGGAGCGCAGACGGCUCCACAACUCCAUCCAGGAGCUCAAGGGUAACAUCAGGGUGUUUUGCAGAGUGCGCCCUACGGUGGACGGAGGAAUCAGCAAACACAUCCAGCUCCCGUCCAGUGACGACAAGACGAUAACUCUGGCCAAAACUGAGGAGUCUCACACGGGCAAAACUGCAGACACUCAGAAAAACUACAACUUCAGUUUUGACCGCGUGUUUGGCCCCCAGGCUUCACAGCAGGAGGUCUUUGAAGAGAUCUCGCUGUUGGUGCAGUCUGCUUUGGACGGCUACAACGUCUGCUGCUUUGCCUACGGCCAGACAGGGAGCGGAAAGACGUACACCAUGGAGGGAGACGAGGUUGAUGUGACCAGAGGAGUCAUUCCCAGAGCCGUGCAGCAAAUCUUCAAAGCCGCAGAGAAACUGGGAUCUCAAGGCUGGGAGUUCAACUUCACAGCAAGCUUUGUUGAGAUUUACAACGAGACCCUGCGGGACCUCCUGUACACCGGGAAGGCCAGCAAGAGGCCCGAGCAUGAGGUCAGAAAGUUGACCAACAACGACGUGACCAUCACCAACCUCACCUACGAAAAAGUCUCCAACGAGGAUCACGUUCUUGGCCUGAUUGCAUUGGCCAAUCAGAAUCGCUCCACAGCUCAGACAGCCCAGAACGACCGCUCCUCACGCUCGCAUUCAGUCUUUCAGCUGGACAUCGAGGGAGUGAAUGCUGGCAGAGACAUCAAGUGCAAGUCCACUCUGUGCCUGGUGGACCUGGCAGGCAGUGAGCGGAUGUUGAAGAGUCAGUCUCAGGGUGAGCGCUUCAAAGAGAUGACGGCCAUCAACGGCUCCCUGUCCAACCUGGGCAUCGUCAUCACAGCGCUGGCCAACAAGGAAAGCUACGUUCCAUACAGGAACUCCAAGCUGACCUACCUCCUGCAGGGCUGCUUGGGAGGAAACAGCAAAACUCUGAUGUUUGUGAACAUCGCCCCGGAGCAAGACAGCUUUGGAGAAACCCUCAACUCUUUGAGGUUUGCCAGCAAGGUGAACGACUGUGUCAUUGGGACCGCCAGUGCCAACAGAAAAUAGAGACAUCCUGUAAACAAACUGUUCUUACUCUUUUUGAACAUCAUCCUCGCCACCUUUCUUUAUGUCUUUAACUUGUAUUGUUUGGUACGCUGAAUAGUACUGCCAACCUGUACCAAAAAUCUAAAAUACUUUUCUAUAUUUUCAGGGCCUUGAUUGGUGGCCACUGAUACCGGCUUUUAAACAUUUUUAUGCUUCUAUGUAAAUCGUGUUUUGUACAUACAGAUAUUGCUGGUCAGUUUUUUUUUUUUUUUUUUUAAAUGUCUGCAUAGUUACUCUAAAGGUGAAACAUAUAAGCUCCAUUGACCCUUUAUAUCUUCAAGAAAAUACAUUAAUUUACCUUAUUUUUUUCAAAUUUAAAAAUGUCUUAUAACUUGCACAACAAAAGCAAAUAAAUGUAGUGAGAUUACA